Messenger RNA from Lytechinus pictus (painted urchin), 1161 nucleotides. RefSeq names its product E3 ubiquitin-protein ligase CCNB1IP1-like. Gene Ontology annotation, molecular function: ubiquitin protein ligase activity. The transcript has 10 exons. NCBI's taxonomy places the organism in Eukaryota, Metazoa, Echinodermata, Echinoidea, Temnopleuroida, Toxopneustidae. The coding region runs from base 1 to 825 and encodes 274 amino acids. Gene Ontology annotation, cellular component: synaptonemal complex. Gene Ontology annotation, biological process: reciprocal meiotic recombination. The record is from RefSeq and is a predicted model, not a curated record.
AUGGAGGAUAUGGUUUGCAAUUAUCGAAAGUGCAGGCAAAGUCUCAAUUCAAAUGCAUGGGUGACAUCUUGCUCUCAUAUUUUUUGUGAUGAGCAUGGAUCAAAAGAAUUUAAUAAGAAAGCUCUUUGUCCUGCAUGCGAUAACAACCUACCUGGAAAGUUUGAUGUUAUACGGAUUGAUCUAUCCCCAUCAGAGCAGUAUAAAUCUAUGGUGUUAGCUGGUCAACGACCUGAAAUCAUAUUAGAAGUUUGCUCAAGGGCACUUGCAUUUUGGACCUACCAGAUAGAGCAGGAGCGAACAUAUCAGGAUUAUGUGUCCAAGAAAGCAAAGGAGAGGAAUACACAGAUGGAACAAUACUGUGAACAACUUCUCAACAGGACACAAACGGAAGUCUCUAGUUUGAAAUCUCAAAUUUCAGCACUGCGGAGAGAAGUUGAAGGAACCAAAAAGCGAUACAAUGAUGUUUAUGAGAAACUUGUUGAGAAAAACAGACAACAUCAAAAGCUACAGCUGAUGUAUGAUUCUCUGAGGAGGAAAUCAAUAACUGUGACCAACAUGGAUUCCAUAGAAGGGAAUGGAGCCACAGGACCAGGAGGAGGUGGAGGAGACUUUGAGAUGCCUAUCUCAUUUGUUGAAAGUCACAAAAGAUCAUCAGCAGAAGAGAAGAGAAUGAAAUCAGCACCUGCUGAACGUGAGUUUGUUUUGAAUCCUACGAACACACCACUCCAUGGUCAGUCAGAUAAUGAUUCCAUCUACAACCGAUUCAACCUGGAGCUUGGAACGCCUAAUGAAAUCUCUCGAAGGUUGGGUCAUCGUAAAAUGUAGUCAUAAAGGUCUUAAACUUUGCAUAUUUGUUUGUAUAUACAAGUUAAGGAUUAAACUAUAACCUCUUAUUCAUUAAUUGUAAAUGGCAUUAGAGUUCUAAAGUUCAAUUUUUUAUCAAUGUAAUUCAAGUAGACCUUUGUCUAGAAUGUGAUCUUGGUAUAUUGAUGUUUACAUUGCUUGUUUUACAGUCUAAUUUCACAUGGUCAGAUUUUCAACUACAGGGUGUAUCAAUAAAAGCAAACCAAACUCUUCACUAGAGCUGUUCAUGAGAAAAUUGUCUAAUAUCAUGAUGACACAUGCAACACUUCAAUAUAUGAAAUAUCGGCUGGUGAAUGA